AUGCAGAAGGGUAAAGACUUCGCCGCAAAACAUUGCCCAAAUGCAACCCCCACCAUCUAUGCUUCAUAUGAUCAAGUCUACUCGGACCCAGACGUGGAUUGUGUCUAUAUAGGAACUCCACACUCCUUUCAUAAAAGCAACUGCCUCGACGCCAUUGCCGCCGGGAAGAACGUUCUGUGCGAGAAGUCGUUCACCAUCAACGCCCGCGAGGCACGAGAGGUGCUCGAUGCUGCAGAGAAGAAAGGUGUUUACAUCCACGAGGCGAUGUGGCUACGGCAUCGACCUCUGGUGGCAGACUUGAGGAAGCUCUUAUUCAAAGAUAAUGUCAUUGGGGAUAUCUUCCGUAUGUCCUCUGACUUCAGCUUACUGGUGCACAUCCCUAGUUUGCCAGACACCUCGCGAUACAAAGAUCUUAAGCUUGGUGCCGGAACGUUGCUAGAUACUGGCAUCUACCCGCUAACAUGGGCGUUCCUGGCAUUGGAUCCCAACAACCCUGAAAACUCCGAAAGGCCGACCAUCCAUGCAACCCAAAGCCAUCUCCACGGAGUCGAAGUCACUUCGAGUAUCCUGGUACAAUACCCAUCGACGGGAAGACAGGGGAUCGUCAGCUCCACCACCAUGUCGGGCGGGCUUGGCGAAGCCAUUUGCCGCAUUCAAGGCACCGAAGGCUACAUCGACGUACAUGGCGCAGCGCCAUCGCAUCCUUUGUCCUUUACAGUCUAUCGACGGAAAGAGGACAACAAACAUGACUCUGAAAGCAAAACAUAUGACUAUCCUCGUGUCGGGCGGGGGUUUUUCUACGAGGCGGACAACACCGCCCUCGACAUUGCGGCUGGCCGGAAAGAGAGCGCCAUCAUGCCUUGGAAAGAGACUAUCCGCGUCAUGGAGAUUAUGGACGAGAUCCGAAGGCAAGGAGGAACGAAAUACCCUCAGGAUGAAGUGAUGAAGGGAUGA
Messenger RNA from Fonsecaea monophora, 954 nucleotides. RefSeq lists its product as hypothetical. Lineage: Eukaryota; Fungi; Ascomycota; Eurotiomycetes; Chaetothyriales; Herpotrichiellaceae. The transcript has a single exon. The record is from RefSeq and is a predicted model, not a curated record. The coding region runs from base 1 to 954 and encodes 317 amino acids. Gene Ontology annotation, molecular function: nucleotide binding.